Molecule: messenger RNA, 1484 nt
Organism: Dentiscutata erythropus
Lineage: Eukaryota; Fungi; Glomeromycota; Glomeromycetes; Diversisporales; Gigasporaceae
Source: the annotation of a GenBank genome assembly
AUGGAUGGUUUUAAUCAAUUACGCAAAUUACAAUUUUAUGCCGAUCAUUUUACUUUGGCUACAGACCGUUCCAUAAAAAUAUAUAAAAUGAAUUCACAACUUUUAACAAAAGAAUCCCGAAAAUCUUUCCAUGAUUUUAUAUACGCUUCGGUUCCUAUAAAGUAUGGAUUGUUAAGUAACAAAGUAAAAUUACAUGUGCUACCUCAUUACAAGAAUCCAAGUUAUUUUACACAUCAAAUAUCAUAUAAUACAAGAACUGACGCUUAUUAUGAGAAUGAUCUCAAUGAGAUGUCCUUUUUAAUUAAAGAUUCUGGAUUUUUAAAGUAUUGGCGUUCUGGAAUGUUAGAUUACGAAAUGGUUGGUAAAAAAUGGGAAAUUUUAAAAGUUUACACAAAUUCUCUUAAUAGAUUGUAUUUAGCAAAAGAUCCUAGAAAGAUUGAACAAAGUCAAGCAGAACUUCCAGCCUCAGCUAUUUGGAAAUUUGAUUACAGGCCAGCAGAAUUAGUUAUUUCCAGUCUCAACAUAAAAUUUCAGAAUAAAAUUCAUAAUAUAAAUCAAAAACAAAUGACAAUAGAGUGGUCGAUCUCACCUUUACCAACGAGAAAAAAUCCGUGUCCUAUUUGGAGUCCAAUUAAUGUCGAACCAUCGCAGUUAUAUACUGAAAAUGAUUGGUGUACAAGUAUAAAUAUCACGAAAUAUGUGAAAGGAGAAUAUGGAUUUUUGUUACAAGCUUAUAUGAGUGGACCAAUGGUGAAACUUUGGAGAAAUAAGGAAAUGUUUAAUUGUUCUUUUAGUGAUAACGCUCCAAGUUUUGGAAUGAAUUUGAAUGUUGUUUUGAAAAGGGAAAAAGAUAUAAAAUAUGGAAUAUUGCCAAAGAUAGAUACGCAUGAUGAGAAUGUAGAAAGGAUGAUAUUGAAUGAUAAAACUUCAAGCGAUUUUAUCAUUACUCUUGAUAACUCUAGUAAUAAUAGUAUGGAUAACAAUUCGCAAAGACAUUCAGAGUCAUUCUACGUUCAUUCCAAAGUUUUAUCACUUAGAUCAGAUUAUUUUCGCGCGUUAUUUAACUCAAAAAUGAUGGAAUCAAAUGACAUGUCACUUUUACUCAAAGACGUAUCUUGUAAUAUCUUUAGAACAAUUCUUGAUUAUUUAUACACAGGAAAAAUUAAUAAUAUCUCGACAAUGGAAGAGUGGAUCGACUUACUUUACGCGUCUUCAAGAUUUUUGAUUCCUUCAUUAAUCCAAUUUUGUGAAAAGAAUCUUGUGGGAUUCAUUAAUGAUCAGAAUGCAGAAGAAUUCACAAAUAUUUCAAUAGAAUGUGGUGCGCAACGAUUACUUAAAUAUUGUGAAUUUUUAGAAAUAAAAACUGAUAAUGGGUUUGGUAAAUAUGAUAAUGGUGUGGACAAAAAGAAUGAGCUGAAGAAUCUCGGAUCACGACCGUUGCUUGCAAAAAUGAGAUCAAUGAGAUCACUCGUUAAAAAUAAAAG